GUAUUUGCCAAACGCUUUUCACGUGUGCAGGUUGUACUGUUACUGACUCUGUGGCGGGCUGAUGACGGCAGAGGGCGUGCGUUAUAAACGCUGCGCUUUUAUCCUGUCGUGUUGUUGCGCUUUCAGAAAGACUCGCUUCAGUUCUCCGUGAAUAUGGCGAAUGUUUGGGGGAAUAUUCUCAUACUUGUCUUUACGCACUUUGUAGGGUCUCAAGGGAAUCAGUGCGGCGAACCAACGAAAUAUCCAGACAGACGACUGGACGAGAAAUAUCGUCACAUAUCAGACUUCAAGCAUAACGACAAUGUGGAGUAUAAUUGUGCUCCGGGUUACAGGAGGACGGGGGGAAGCCAGAUAUCCUUCUGUAAGGAGGGAAGCUGGACACCUUCAGAUUUGACAUGUGAAAAAAUGUCGUCAUCACAUGGAACAAAACGGCGAUUUUCAAGGCAGGUCCGUGAGAUUUUGAAAGGUGCGGAAUGUUCCAGACCUCCAGUAAAGAAUAAUGGAAUUGUGCAUAGUGAGAAGACCAAAUUCAAGCAAGGAGAACAGGUGUCCAUCACCUGCAGGACCGGAUUUAAUGGAUCUGGACUUUACACAUGUUCAACCAACCAGACCUGGCACCCAAGGAAGCCGAAGUGUGUCAUGGUCAAAUGUCCAGUCAUUGAAAUCAUCAAUGGUGACAGAUCGUCUAAUAGAGUCAGAUAUAAGACCACUGUUGGUAUCACCUGUAAACCUGGAUUCAUUCUGCGUGGUGCUCAAUAUCUCCGCUGUGAGCUGAACGGCUCCUGGACCCCAGACAUCCCCAAGUGUGAGCCUGAGUCGACCGUCACAUGUUCAUCACCAGCUGUGGCUCAUAGAGGAAUAAAAUCUGGAGAGAAGCCACAUUAUAACGUUGGAGAGACUGUCACCAUCAGCUGCUUGGAGGGCUUUUAUCUUAUUGGCUCAUCACAGACCACAUGUGGAUCAGACGGCCAAUGGCAGCGCUUGCCUGUGUGUCGCCCUGAAGUAAGAUGCUCGGCACCGUUGAUGGUGAAUGGAAAAAUACAAUCUGGAGACAAGCCACAUUAUAAACUUCACGACACCGUGACCGUCAGCUGCACAGAAGGCUACGAUCUGAUUGGCUCGUCACAAGUCACAUGUGGAUCAGACGGCCAAUGGCAGCGCUUGCCUGUGUGUCGCCCUGAAGUAAGAUGCUCGGCACCGUUGGUGGUGAAUGGAAAAAUACAAUCUGGAGAGAAGCCACAUUAUAAACUCCACGACACCGUGACCGUCAGCUGCACAGAAGGCUACGAUCUGAUUGGCUCGUCACAAGUCACAUGUGGAUCAGACGGCCAAUGGCAGCGCUUGCCUGAGUGCCGCUUUAAAGUUUCUCUUACAGGUAAUUGUGGUCCAGCUCCCUUCUAUCCUCACGCUCAUCUCAGAGUCGAGCAUUCAACAGUGCAGAGAGAAUACGCAGCAGAAGCUAGGCUUCGAUACAAGUGCACUAUAGGACACAGAUUUGCUGGAGGUAGAGACAUUAUAUACUGUAGAAACGGACGGUGGACAGAUCUGCAGAUGAGAUGUGAACCAAAGAGAUGUGGUUCUGUCGACGAGAUAUUAAACGGCCGCAUCGAAUACACCGGCGUGUCAUAUGGGGACACAGCGACAGUCAUCUGUGAUGAGGGGCAUGAGACGAUUGGUCGACCUGUGCGGUACUGUAGGGACGGAGGCUGGGAUGGAAGGAACGCCGAGUGUGAACCUGUGUACUGUCCUCCGCCUCCGCUGGUCAAGAAUGCAGACAUGUUUGACCUCACAUAUGAACAAGUUCCGUUUGGUAACAUGGUGUCCUAUCGCUGUCGUACCGGCUCUCUGAUUGGUGCAAGUCAGAUUCACUGCACCAAGAACAGAACGUGGAGCGCUCCUCCUCCUGAAUGUCGAGAGUCGACCGUCACAUGUUCAUCACCAGCUGUGGCUCAUAGAGGAAUAAAAUCUGGAGAGAAGCCACAUUAUAACGUUGGAGAGACUGUCCCCAUCAGCUGCUUGGAGGGCUUUUAUCUUAUUGGCUCAUCACAGACCACAUGUGGAUCAGACGGCCAAUGGCAGCGCUUGCCUGUGUGUCGCCCUGAAGUAAGAUGCUCGGCACCGUUGAUGGUGAAUGGAAAAAUACAAUCUGGAGACAAGCCACAUUAUAAACUUCACGACACCGUGACCGUCAGCUGCACAGAAGGCUACGAUCUGAUUGGCUCGUCACAACUCACAUGUGGAUCAGACGGCCAAUGGCAGCGCUUGCCUGUGUGUCGCCCUGAAGUAAGAUGCUCGGCACCGUUGGUGGUGAAUGGAAAAAUACAAUCUGGAGAGAAGCCACAUUAUAAACUCCACGACACCGUGACCGUCAGCUGCACAGAAGGCUACGAUCUGAUUGGCUCGUCACAAGUCACAUGUGGAUCAGACGGCCAAUGGCAGCGCUUGCCUGAGUGCCGCUUUAAAGUUUCUCUUACAGGUAAUUGUGGUCCAGCUCCCUUCUAUCCUCACGCUCAUCUCAGAGUCGAGCAUUCAACAGUGCAGAGAGAAUACGCAGCAGAAGCUAGGCUUCGAUACAAGUGCACUAUAGGACACAGAUUUGCUGGAGGUAGAGACAUUAUAUACUGUAGAAACGGACGGUGGACAGAUCUGCAGAUGAGAUGUGAACCAAAGAGAUGUGGUUCUGUCGACGAGAUAUUAAACGGCCGCAUCGAAUACACCGGCGUGUCAUAUGGGGACACAGCGACAGUCAUCUGUGAUGAGGGGCAUGAGACGAUUGGUCGACCUGUGCGGUACUGUAGGGACGGAGGCUGGGAUGGAAGGAACGCCGAGUGUGAACCUGUGUACUGUCCUCCGCCUCCGCUGGUCAAGAAUGCAGACAUGUUUGACCUCAAAUAUGAACAAGUUCCGUUUGGUAACAUGGUGUCCUAUCGCUGUCGUACCGGCUCUCUGAUUGGUGCAAGUCAGAUUCACUGCACCAAGAAUGGAACGUGGAGCGCUCCUCCUCCUGAAUGUCGAGAUAUUGUUUGUCCUGUACCCAAACUGCCAGAUGCUUCCGGAAUGAUGGGCUACAGGUCUGUCUAUAGAUUUGGGGACACAGUGAGAAUCAACUGCAAUCCUGGUUUCAGAUUUGCAGAAGAAUAUUACGUCAAGUGUGGAAUAGAUGGAAAAUGGACACCAGAACCUUCCAAACUGUGCCGGUCUUCACGUGCUGCACACUAUUAACAAAAGCGUUCUCUGGCUUCAGAUGUUACAAUUUAUCAGUUACAUUGUUGCUAAUUAUUUUGUUUAAAAUCAAUCAGUUUUUUUUAUAUAAACAGGUGAUUAUGGUUUGUUAAUAUUGUGUUGUCAUCAAAAAAAUUUCAGAGCAUCAUUGAAGAUGACGUCCAUAAAGCUGAAUAUUUUUACCAUUAAAAAUGAGUAUUAGUCAUUAGUUUUUUUUCCUUUGCGGUUCUUUAACCAAGCAUGAACAUGAAUUUCUUGAAAAUAUCCAGAUCAAGAAUGAUCAUUGUUCUGAAGUGAUUCAGCUUCAGCACAUUGUGCUUGCAUUAAAUCUGGACACUGCGUAUCAGUAGCAAAAAUGAAAAGCAAUUGUAAAGAAUAAUCUGAGGAAUGGUGAAAAUGCAUGAACAGAAAAAGGAUUUGAUCUAUUUCUGUACUUGAUACAUUUUAAUCUUUAUGUUUUUAUGGUUUAUUUAUUUUUCUUAAAAUUGAUAAUGUCCCAGGAAUGUAAUUAUGAAUAUAUGGCACUGCAUUUUAAAGAUAAUCCAGCUUUUACAUUGGGUUAAUACAUAAAGACAUUGGUCUCUUAACAUUACUGAGAAUAUUCUCAAACUCCAGAAGUUCAACCAAAGGACUGUUUUUAUUUCAGUAAUUAAACCUCAGUGUUCACUGUACACUCAUAAAAUGAAUAAAUAUUUAAAGUAUA
Molecule: messenger RNA, 3925 nt
Organism: Triplophysa dalaica
Lineage: Eukaryota; Metazoa; Chordata; Actinopteri; Cypriniformes; Nemacheilidae
Product: sushi, von Willebrand factor type A, EGF and pentraxin domain-containing protein 1
Exons: 19
Coding region: 154-3222 (1022 amino acids)
Source: RefSeq, a predicted model, not a curated record